Dimorphilus gyrociliatus is the source of this 805-nucleotide messenger RNA. The record is from the annotation of a GenBank genome assembly. NCBI's taxonomy places the organism in Eukaryota, Metazoa, Annelida, Polychaeta, Dinophilidae.
AGUUUCGUUAUAGUAGAGCAUGGCGACCUCACGUUUAAAACAACUAUCUUCGCUCAGGCGGUUUAUCAACAAUUCAGCAAACAUCAAAUCUGAUAAAAAGGGGAAAAGGAUUGAAAAAAUUAAAAAUUACUUUAUGACAAUAAUGGAUGAUUACCGAACGGCUGUUGUCGAAACUGGUCAAGAUAUGAAAAAAAAACCCCUAAAGUCUGGAAUUUAUUUAACAAUUCUAGGAAGUUUGCUCUACAUGGGUAAAAAUAAUCCAUCUAUGACGGAUUUUGAAGAAAAUUUGAUUAUUAAUACAAACGAGCUUCUACAAGUUGGAGACCCGAUUAGAAAUCCCACCUCUAAUAAUCAUAUGCAAAGAAUAUCUGGUUUACGGAAUGAAGGAGUUUUAAAGCGGACAUCUUUUGGUAUUUUUUCAAUAGUUUGGUAUGAUAAUUAUGAUCCUAUUGUAGAUGUUUAUGAAGCAAGAUGUAAACAUUUAAAAGUUGGUUGGGUUGAAUUGUUUAGGGAAAGAGUAAUUGAUAUCGGAUUCUUAAAUAAAUGGUGGUGGAUUCAAAAAGCAAUGGAAGAUUACGAUAUAAAUCCUGAAGAAUGGGGAGAGAAUGCUUCUUAGACAUACAAUUUUUUUAAAAACUAAAAUAUCGAAUGUAAAUACAAACCAUUGAAAAGUCUUGUAAUAAAUUAAUUAAUGCGUCAAGACACUUAAGAAGAUUAUUUGAAUAAAAGUCUGUAAUUAAGCUUUUCACCUAUCUUACUUUCCUAGGAACAAUUGAGCUCAUUAAUAACAGAAUAUCUAUUCUCC